Molecule: messenger RNA, 258 nt
Organism: Camarhynchus parvulus
Lineage: Eukaryota; Metazoa; Chordata; Aves; Passeriformes; Thraupidae
Product: prefoldin subunit 6-like
Biological process (GO): protein folding; chaperone-mediated protein complex assembly
Cellular component (GO): cytoplasm; prefoldin complex
Molecular function (GO): protein-folding chaperone binding
Source: RefSeq, a predicted model, not a curated record
AUGGCGGAGCUGCUGCAGAAGAAGCUCCAGGGGGAGCUGGAGAAAUAUCAGCAGUUACAGAAAGAGCUGGGCCGGGCGGUGGCGGCGCGGCAGAAACUGGAGACGCAGCUGACGGAGAACAACAUCGUGCAGGAGGAGCUGAACCUGCUGGAUGAAUCCAACACCAUUUUUAAGCUUGGGCCCGUUUUGGUCAAGCAGGAUCUGGAGGAGGCCAAAAGCACCGUGGGGAAACGGCUGGAGUACAUCACCGGGGGAGAU